Messenger RNA from Tripterygium wilfordii, 721 nucleotides. RefSeq lists its product as uncharacterized. The record is from RefSeq and is a predicted model, not a curated record. The transcript has 6 exons. Lineage: Eukaryota; Viridiplantae; Streptophyta; Magnoliopsida; Celastrales; Celastraceae. Bases 37 to 504 code for a protein of 155 amino acids.
AUACUUUGACACGUGUAUAGCUUGACACGUGGUGGUAUGAAACCAGUCGUAGUCAAACCACCCCAAAACCGAAACCCUAUCAAGUAUCAAUGGACUCAUCUUCUUUCUCUCUUUCAAUUCAAUUAUCGUUGUGACUUGGAAUUCCAAAUUGCCGUUGAAGAAUAUGAAAACAUGGAAUGCGACGAAUCAAUAGCGAGCUUGCAUUCUCAUAACCCAAUUGCUCGGAUCAGGCAGUCCUUUCAAGUUCCUCCACAUUCUGUGCAGAGCUCCUUAGGUUUCGUUGCUUCUGUCAAGCCAUUGUUUCCCUGGUUGGGACUGCCCUUGAUUUCAUAUUUUAAAAUUUCGUGGUUCAUGGGUGAUACUUGGCUACACUAUCUUUUUACCAAUUUACCUCUUCUUAACCAAUUGCAUCAAGUACCAAUCAUGUUAAGCCUUGUAAAUCGCUGCAUUAAGGAGAUUGGGGGAGGGGUGGUGGGAGGGCCUUGCUAUGGAGAAGAACAGUAACCUGCCCAGUCCCCCCACCCCAGUCGCAAAGACAUAGGGUUGCUUACAUAAGGAUAUGGCUGCUUUUACCAAGCUGAGAAUUUUGCAGGGCUUUGGUCUGGUGGAUGAAGGAAUUUGCAGUUUGGACAUGCUGGAGAGGACUUGGCCAUCAUCACCAACAUAUGGCACCGUGAGCACACACUUGCCACCAUCUCUUCUUGAUCCCCUCCAACUGCUA